AUGGCUGCAUACACUGAGGCUCGCCAGACCACCAACCCGGUGUCCCUCAGCCGACGACGCUGGUACCGUAAACACUUCUAUGACCACCCUGGCUACAUCGACAAUGAUGCGAAGGCCCUUCAUGGCGAUAAGGUUAAGGUUUGGUGCAAACCUUGCUUUCAGCAUCGUGUUACAAAGGAACAGCGCGAGGAUUCCCUUCGUGGUAUGCCUCCUAUUGUAUGUUCUUUAGUAUGGGACCUACCGAGCACUGCUCCGCAUCGAUGGAUCACCGCAACAACCCCAGCCAUGCUCGUUCAUCUGCGGGACUGUGACUUGACUCCGGACGAUGUCCGGCAGCAAGCAGGGCAGGAGCACGAGAGGGAGCAUCUGUCUCCCCGCCGUGAGAAGGGAAAGGCCAGAGCCCAGCUACCUGGUCCGUACAUUACCCAACCUAUUCCGUUCCCCCUUGCGCCUGGUACAGUGCAGUCAGGGCCUUCUCUUGCGAUGGGUGUCUACCGAGCACGAGCUCAGACCGAAUGCUGUCAGAAGCUCGGAACGGUACAGUGCGAUGGUUUCAAUCCGAAGAACCGGCACCAUAUCAUUGCGUUCAUGCUGACUAUACCGGACAAGAACACACGAGUGUACACUGUCCGCACUUAUGACACAUCUAGUGAACCAAAGACAGCCAAAAACCUCCUAAAGAUGCUUCGAGAGGUUCUUAAGCUUUUACGGGACGAGUGGCAGGUUUCUGUUAUUGCUGUCACCUCAGACUGCAGUGGAGAGUCCCGUAAAGCCCGUGUCGAGAUCGUGAAGGAGCUCCCACAUCUUAUAGCACCUGAUUGUUAUGCUCACCAGGCAAGCUAUAUUGAACUGGUUGUUCAUGACUACUUCAAGAACGUACAACUCAACUUACCGACACAUCGUCCUGGCGACUCCCCAUUAUCGGUCAUCCGAGGUGUUCUCACUCGCUGGACUUCCAUCUAUCUUGCCUAUCGGCGACUCCUCCAACUCCGCACUGCUCUGAUGGUUUUCAUUGAGGAUCGGUUCUACGCGCCUAGUCGCCGCGACAAUCGGCGUAUCUUCGAGUCAGGCACUUUAGAGAGCCAUGCGAAGACAAGAGAGAUGAUUGAGGAGUUGAAGAAGCCUCUGCUAUGGCAUCAUCUCAGCCGUGUCAAGCGGCACCUCGAACCACUCGCUAUAGCUGCAAAUGUUACCCAGGCCAAUGACUGCCGACUUGACCAAGUCCUUCUCACUUUUGGGUUCAUCUAUAAUUUCUUCACAUCACUCACAGAUCUGGAGGACAAUCCUUUCCACGCUGCUGUCUGCAAAAGCCUCGAGAUGCGCUGGGCCAAGGCGGAUCAAGAUGUAUUUAUCGCUGCAGUGGUUCUGAACCCAUGGAUCAAGAUGCGCCCCUUUCGACCCAACAUGCAGCUCUUUACUGAAGCGGCAUUUCAUGUUGUCCUGACUCGUCUUUGGAAACGCUUCUACCCUGACGAGCCGGUACCAACAUCACUCUUUACAGAGAUCCAAGAAUACUUCGACAGCACCGGCAACUUUGAGUCCUUGCGCACAACAAUGGAUGCUAUUGAGAGCCAGGCUCGUGAUCGUAACACAGAUCCCAAUCCUGCAAAUGUAUGGCGCUCCUUCAACCACCCCGAUCUUCCCAUUCCGGCUCUGAAUCGUAUCGCAAUUCACAUCCUGUCGAUCUGCCCCAAUUCUGCAAAUUGCGAACGACUUUUCAGCACACUCGGAUUGAUCAUGACCGACCUUCGAUCACGGCUUGGUCUGCCUACCCUUAUGAACCUUGCAGAGCUCCGUCUACAUUUGCGAGACGAGAACAUUCGUAAUAACAUCAAGGUACGCCUUAAGCGUCACUUCGGAGAUCGAGCAAUGGUUCCGCUAGUGCAAAAAUCGGCGGAAAGUGAGGCUAUUGCUGGAUGUCCGUCCACAGAACGCUCGACAACGCAUACAGGCUCUCAGGGAGGUACUCCAUCCCAAGGAGCCUUCUGUGACCUUGUUAGGCAGCAUCAGUGCGAGGACACCGAUGCAAACGAUGACACAAUCUUCCCUUCCGUCAUCAAAAUCAAGCUCGAAUCUCUCUUCGAUUUUUCGCUCUCAUACUGGCAAAAACGGAGAGGAGAGUCUGACAUGACAGCAACGCUUGAUGAGGAGCUCGAGGUAUGGAACAUCUUGGACAUGGAUGCUGAUGGAGAGCCUGCCAUGAACGAUUUGGGGACGAUUGAUGGCGCAGGGAGAGAACAACCAGAUCCAUUCACUAGUGCUGUACUUGGAAUAUGA
Messenger RNA from Dichomitus squalens LYAD-421 SS1, 2277 nucleotides. RefSeq lists its product as uncharacterized. Gene Ontology annotation, molecular function: protein dimerization activity. The record is from RefSeq and is a predicted model, not a curated record. NCBI's taxonomy places the organism in Eukaryota, Fungi, Basidiomycota, Agaricomycetes, Polyporales, Polyporaceae. Bases 1 to 2277 code for a protein of 758 amino acids. The transcript has 10 exons.